AUGGAACUUUUACUUGCUGCAGGUGCUGCUGGUUUAGCUGCUUAUGCAUAUGGAAAACGUAGAGAACGUCAUCAAAUAGCAAAUGGAUAUGUGACAUAUCAUCAUAACGGAUAUGAUGCACCACAAUAUGGUCAUAUUCAUUAUGGGAAUACAGGCAAUCAUUACAGAGCUUCAUCUCACCAUCAUCAUCUCACUGCUUAUCAAAAUACGACAUAUGCAUCUUAA
This is a messenger RNA of Rotaria sp. Silwood1, 225 nucleotides long. The record is from the annotation of a GenBank genome assembly. Lineage: Eukaryota; Metazoa; Rotifera; Eurotatoria; Philodinida; Philodinidae.